UGAAAACAAAAGCCUACUGGUUGUAAAAAAAAAGUGUUAAUAAAUUUAAAAUAUGUCGUCGAAUCAAAAGCACUGUCGUGUUUGGAGCCGUUUCGAACGUAGUAGGAAGAAAGACGGUAGUGUUUUAAAAUUUCGAAUUCAAAAUCCACCAAGCUCAGUUCAAGACAGUGUAAAUGAAUUUAUAGUUAAAUAUUUUCUAACAGAAGAGACAUUUCAAAAGGCAGCAGGUAUUAGUUCUAAUCCUGAAGCUGUAGAAGAAUAUCGUAGUAUUUUGAAAGAAGUAAUAAAAUCAUGGACCGUUGUUAUUUGCUGCUACGAUAAUGAUAGCGAAGAGGUUGGUGACAUUCUCGGAGUGUCCAUAGUAGAGUUGGCUGAAGGUGAAUCAUUUGAUAGUCAAUUGCAGUUACAGAUGGACGAAAAUCGAAAAUUAUUUCAAAUAGCUACUGAGUGCGAAAAAUUAAUUAAACCACUAAUGAAAGACCUUAAAGGCUAUCACAGUGGAAGAGGAAUCAUAGUUCAUCCUGACUGUAGAUGCCUUGGAAUCGCAACUGAAUUUGUGAAGAUAAGACGACAGAUGAUAAACGAACAAAAUGUUCCGAUGUCUUGUGCGUGGAUGACGUCACAUGGUUCUCAAAAAGCAGCAGAGAAAGACAACUGGGAGACGUUAUUUGAGAUAACGUCAGAAGAACUGGGUCAAAAAUGUGGUGUAGUUUUUAAAGAUCCACCUGACAGCUUUAAAUUCAUGUUUGUAAGAAAUCCUAACAGUACUAAACAGUGGUCGCCUUGA
Molecule: messenger RNA, 787 nt
Organism: Papilio machaon (common yellow swallowtail)
Lineage: Eukaryota; Metazoa; Arthropoda; Insecta; Lepidoptera; Papilionidae
Exons: 4
Coding region: 53-787 (244 amino acids)
Source: RefSeq, a predicted model, not a curated record